GAAAACUGUCGGGGUGGCCGCAGACACGAGCCUCCGCGCUUUGCUGCAUCGUGUGACGUCACGUGGGACGUGGCUUCGGAGGCAAGCGCAGUGAGGGACCAAGGCAGAGAGGCCGGCGGUUACGCCACUCACACUUGGGGAAGAGUUAACGGGACAGCGGUGCAAGCCAAUCGCAACCAGUUCUCUGGAGGCAGGGAGCCUGGGUGGAGACGGCGGAGACUGCAGUUGCUGUUCUAAGAACAUGGAAUUGGCUAUGGAUAAUUCAUAUGAUUUCAAUCAGCAAAACUCAUGUAAUGGAAUUUCGUCUGAGAAGAAAAGCAACUUCCUUGUAUCGGAAGAUCAUGGACAGAAAAUCUUAAGUAUACUACAGAACUUUAGAGAACAAAAUGUCUUUUAUGAUUUCAAAAUAAUCAUGAGUGAUGAGAUAAUCCCAUGUCACCGCUGUGUGCUGGCAGCCUGCAGUGACUUUUUCAGGGCUAUGUUUGAAGUAAACAUGAAAGAAAGAGAUGAUGGAAGUGUUACCAUUACAAAUUUAUCCUCCAAAGCAGUUAAAGCAUUUCUUGAUUAUGCCUAUACUGGAAAAACAAAAAUAACAGAUGAUAACGUGGAAAUGUUCUUCCAGUUGUCAUCAUUUCUUCAAGUUUCCUUCCUAUCCAAAGCUUGCAGUGACUUUUUAAUAAAAAGUAUUAAUCUUGUCAAUUGUUUACAGUUAUUAUCUCUAUCAGACAGCUAUGGGUCUACCAGUUUGUUUGAUCAUGCAUUAUACUUUGUACAACAUCACUUUUCUUUAUUAUUUAAAUCUAGUGAUUUCUUAGAGAUGAAUUUUGGAGUUCUACAAAAAUGUCUAGAAUCAGAUGAAUUAAAUGUUCCCGAAGAAGAAAUAGUACUGAAAGUUGUCCUUAGUUGGACUAAACAUAACGCAGAAUCAAGGCAAAAAUAUCUGCCUCACUUGAUUAAAAAAGUCAGAUUGCAUCAGUUAUCUGAGGAGACGCUCCAGGACUGUCUGUUCAAUGAAGAAUGUUUACUUAAGAGUACAAACUGUUUCGAUCUAAUCAUGGAGGCACUUACGUGUGUACAAGGCUCUGGUGGACUCUUCCCUGAUGCUCGACCUUCCACAACUGAAAAAUAUAUAUUCAUUCACAAAACUGAGGAAAAUGGAGAAAAUCAAUACACAUUUUGCUAUAAUAUUAAAACUGACUCGUGGAAAAUACUGCCGCAAUCACACCUAGUUGAUCUGCCAGGAUCUAGUCUUUCUAGUUAUGGAGAGAAAAUAUUCUUGACAGGCGGUUGCAAAGGGAAGUGCUGUAGAACAGUCCGGCUCCACAUUGCUGAGUCAUACCAUGACGCCACUGAUCAGACCUGGUGCUACUGUCCAGUCAAAAAUGAUUUUUUCUUGGUAUCAACUAUGAAAACACCAAGAACCAUGCAUACAUCAGUUAUGGCUCUCAACAGAUUAUUUGUCAUAGGUGGGAAGACCAAAGGAUCUCGGGACAUUAAAAGUCUCUUAGACGUUGAAUCUUACGACCCUCUUUCCAAAGAAUGGGCAUCUGUCAGCCCGUUGCCCAGAGGCAUAUACUAUCCAGAAGCAAGUGCAUGCCAAAAUGUAAUUUAUGUCCUUGGAUCAGAGGUGGAGAUUACAGAUGCCUUUAACCCAUCGCUUGAUUGCUUUUUUAAGUAUAACGCUACUAGUGAUCAGUGGUCUGAACUAGUAGCAGAGUUUGGGCAGUUUUUUCAUGCAACGCUAAUUAAAGCUGUCCCAGUAAACUGCACACUCUAUAUAUGUGACCUUUCUACCUAUAAGGUUUAUAGUUUUUGUCCAGAUACUUGCGUUUGGAAAGGUGAAGGAUCUUUUGAAUGUGCAGGCUUCAAUGCAGGUGCAGUUGGGAUUGAAGAUAAAAUUUAUAUAUUAGGUGGUGAUUAUGCACCAGAUGAAAUCACAGAUGAAGUACAGGUCUACCACAGCAGCAGGUCUGAAUGGGAAGAAGUGUCACCAAUGCCAAGAGCCUUAACUGAAUUUUACUGCCAGGUGAUUCAAUUUAAUAAAUACAGAGACCCAUGGUUUUCUAAUCCUUUGUAAAGGUAAUAUGUACUUCGACAUUCUAAAACUAUCCCAGUUAUAGUAACCUACAGUAUAUUUGUUAACCAUGAUGAUUAGUAAGAAGAUAUUUACAUCUUAAUAAAAUGACAUGUUCUUGCCAUCAGACAACUGAUACGUAUGUACAUAGAUGAAUAAACAUUUCCCUGAAACUUAAAGUACAAAAUACAUUUUACCAAAAAUUAUAUUGAAUAUAAUUUAAUGUUGGAGAAUCCAAAAUACUUGGUAUUUUCAUAUGUAAAUACGUCAUAGAUUCUGACACUUUGAUUUUUAAAGUACUUUAUCCAUGAAAGACUAGUAAAAAUAUAGUUCACAGAUUUGUACUAUUUGGACAUGAGAAAUCUCUUGAGGGAGCAAAAAUGAAUUAUUUACAUACUCUAUGAUGUAAAAGAUAAACUAGAAAGAGGUGAGAAUCCUAUCUUACCGUAGGAGGAAGAGUGCUUGGAUUUUUGUCAUUUGUGAUUAGGGGUUACCUUUUUUACCCUUUUUGGGGGGGGUCAGAAACUUUUCUACAAUGCAGCCUGUUUCCUCAGCCCUUUAAACAGAGCACUAAAUAUAGUUUAACUUUUUUUUAUGAUUCAUCUCUUCAUUGUAAUAUAAUAUACCAUGUUAUAAUGCCACCAGUAUUUACGUAAAUGGCUUUAAAAUUGCUGAUUCUAAUUAGUUUUCGGUGUCAGUUGGUUCCAAUUUCUAGCAAUAUUAGCUCUUAUUAUCUAUGUUAACAUUCCUUUUUUAAAAUUUCAGAUUUAAUGUGGGGGUACAAACAGAUUCCUAGUUUGCAUUUGUGAGGUUAAAGUCCAAUGUGCAGGUGCAUCCCACAUCGAGGCAGUGUGAUGUCUGCCCGUGUGGUGUAUCCACAGGGGUAACUUACCCAACUCCUUUCCCCUCUCCCCCUCACCCCUGCUUGAAUUUCAUUGAGUUUUUCUCUCAUGUGAGCAUGUAAGUAUUAAUCUACUAGUUCCAACUUAUUACCGGGUACAUGUGAUUUUGUUUUUCCAUUCUUGCGAGACUUCAUUUAAGAGAUGUAUAAAUUAACAUUCUUAAUUUAGUUGGUAGUUCUAAGUUAUCCCCAGCCUGAGCUUAUCUUGAUGUGUCCCCGCAGUGAGUGAAGCUCUUGGAUUCCCGGAUGGGAGCCCUGAAAUGCUUUUCAUGUAUCAUUACCAGGUUUAAAUCAGAACCAUAUCAAUGCUCUGUAAUGAUGCUGCUGACUGUAAAGCACCAUGUCGGCUUACUACUUAGGGAAGUUAUUCUCAGUGUAUUACUUUCUAAAUUCAAAAAAAAUGACAAAACUUUUAAUAUCGACAGUAAUAUUUGCAAUGUGCAUCUGUUUAGAAGUGUAAUCUUUGACCCAAAUGAUGAAAGAGUAUCGGUUAUCAUUGUUCUCAGAUGAUUUUGCCUUGCAAGAGUGGAUGUUUCUUUAAUCAGUAUAAAAGAUAAAGGCAUUUAAGGUUUUAAGAACCCUGAUUUACUUCUCAGGCAAUGUGCAGGCUAGAUUUCUCUGGAACCAAAAGUAGUUUUUUACACUCAGUAGUAAAUGUUAAUCUGUUUUAAAUGUACAUACUCUUUACAAGUGUGCCCUUAAGUGGACAGACACUUAAUGAAGGUCGUUUUCUUUUACCAUAAACAUUUAGGCAAUCAAACAUUUCAAACAUAUUUUUCAAAUUAAACAGAUUAAAUUUUCAUGCAGUUCCAAAAUCAAGGACUAUUUCUGAUUAGAUGACAAGUACAUAAAAAAUAUUCUGUCAAAUUGGUGGCCUUUCUAUAUAAGAAUACGAGUAGAUGGUUUUGCCCUUUUCUCUGUAUAGGAAAAAAGAAAAUACCAUGGAGGCUUUUGUAUAUAUAUAUGGCUUUGAAAACAAAUUAUUUAAGAAAGACCAUAACACAGUGAGUGACCUAUAUGUUGAUAUGCUAAACUGUUUAAGAAUAUAUAGAGUAAG
Molecule: messenger RNA, 4032 nt
Organism: Nycticebus coucang (slow loris)
Lineage: Eukaryota; Metazoa; Chordata; Mammalia; Primates; Lorisidae
Gene: KBTBD3
Product: kelch repeat and BTB domain containing 3
Exons: 3
Coding region: 242-2077 (611 amino acids)
Molecular function (GO): protein binding
Source: RefSeq, a predicted model, not a curated record